Scatophagus argus is the source of this 5895-nucleotide messenger RNA. RefSeq names its product unconventional myosin-Va. The transcript is spliced from 34 exons. Gene Ontology annotation, biological process: vesicle transport along actin filament; actin filament organization. Gene Ontology annotation, molecular function: ATP binding; actin filament binding; microfilament motor activity. The record is from RefSeq and is a predicted model, not a curated record. Gene Ontology annotation, cellular component: actin cytoskeleton; myosin complex; vesicle. Lineage: Eukaryota; Metazoa; Chordata; Actinopteri; Scatophagidae. Bases 276 to 5330 code for a protein of 1684 amino acids.
GGGCCAGUCUAUAUGGCAGUAAUGAUUCAAACUCCGCUCAUUCAAUCACUGCAUCCUCUUGCAGAUUAACUGUUAACUUGGCAGUCCUCCUGCCUCAUUGUGGGCCAGGACAAAGUGCAAAAUACUGUCACCAGCAUGCAUAGUGGCUCUGGGGCAGAAGUGUGGAGGACGCAGACCCUUCAUGUAGAUGUCACCCCUUUUGAUUCCUUCUUCUAAUUUUUCUUUUUUUUCUUUAAGAAAAAUGAUGCCCUCUUGAAUGCUUUAAAGUAGUCAAAAUGGAUUCGCUGGAGUUAUACAGCAAGGGGGAAAGCGUGUGGAUUCCUGACCCAGAUGCAGUUUGGAUGUCAGCGCUGCUCCUCCAGGACUACAGUCCUGCAGACAAACAUCUCCUGCUGCAGCUCUCUAAUGGAAAGGAAGUCCAAUACCCAGUGGCGUCCCCCUCCGACCUCCCACCACUGGGAAACCCCGACAUCCUGGAGGGGGAAAAUGAUCUAACAGCUCUCAGCUUCCUCCAUGAACCUGCUGUCUUGCACAACCUGCGGGUUCGAUUCCUGGACUACAGCAGCAUUUACACAUACUGUGGUAUUGUGUUAGUGGCCAUCAAUCCCUAUGACCAACUGCCUAUAUACGGAGAGGAGGUGAUCGAUGCUUACAGCGGUCAGGACAUGGCCGACAUGGAGCCUCACAUCUUUUCUGUGGCCGAGGAGGCCUACCGCACCAUGACCAGGGAGGAGAAAAACCAGUCUAUCAUCAUCAGUGGAGAGUCUGGCUCGGGGAAAACAGUCUCAGCCAAAUUCACCAUGCGAUACUUUGCUGUGGUUGGAGGAGCAGCACAGCAGACCAGUGUGGAGGAGAAGGUUCUGGCCUCCAACCCUAUAAUGGAGUCUAUCGGAAAUGCUAAAACCACUCGAAAUGACAACAGCAGUCGUUUUGGGAAGUACAUCGAAAUUGGCUUUGGCAGAAAAGGGGACAUCAUUGGGGCAAACAUGAGGACAUAUCUCCUGGAGAAGUCAAGGGUUGUCUUCCAAGCAUCAUCAGAGAGGAACUACCACAUCUUCUACCAGCUGUGUGCCUCCAGAGAUUUACCUGAAAUGAGAUCCUUUAAACUUGAUGCACCUGAGUGUUUCCGCUACACCAGCCAGGGAGGAGAGAUGGAGAUUCCUGGUACUGAUGAUUUGUCAGACAUGGAGCGCACUCGCAAUGCUUUCACCAUUCUGGGUGUGCAGCCUGACCAACAGAUGGAGCUCUUCAGGAUCCUGGCAGCUGUUCUGCAUCUGGGAAAUGUCAACAUUCAAGCCAGUGGGAAAGCUUCUGACAGGAGUUACAUUGAUGCAAACGAUGGCUCUCUGGCUGUCUUCUCCAAGCUGUUAGGAGUAGAAGGACCUCAGAUGGCCCACUGGCUCUGUCAUCGCAGACUGGUUGUAGGGGGGGAGAUGCUGGUCAAACCCAUGUCUGGUCAGCAGACUGUAGAAGCCAGAGACGCAUUGGCCAAGCACAUCUAUGGCCAGCUGUUUUCAUGGACUGUGCAGAGGCUAAACUCUGCUCUGCGCUCCCAGAGGGGGCAGGUCAGAUCCUUCACAGGUGUGCUAGACAUCUAUGGGUUUGAGACCUUUGACCGGAACAGUUUUGAGCAGUUCUGUAUAAAUUACGCAAAUGAAAAGCUGCAACAGCAGUUCAACAGGCACGUGUUUCACUUGGAGCAGGAGGAGUACAUCCGGGAAGAGCUGGCCUGGAGCAGGAUCGAGUUCAGUGACAAUCAGCAGUGCAUCAAUCUCAUAGAGGGGCAACUGGGCCUGUUUGAUCUAUUAGACGAGGAGUGCAGGAUGCCCAAAGGUUCAGAUGAGAGCUGGGUGCGCAAGCUGUGUGACCAGCACCUGAACAGCAAGCCCCACCCUCACUUCCGGAAACCUCGGAUGUCCAGCAGUGCCUUCAUCAUCCUGCACUUUGCUGACACGGUGCAGUAUGAAUGCGAAGGCUUUUUAGACAAGAAUCGAGACACAGUCUUUGAGGAGCUCAUUAACAUUCUCAGAGCCAGUCAGGUUGGCAUGCAUGCAGUAUUAAAUUUCAUGAAUUUGUUUAUCUUCUAUGUGACCAGGGCAUCACUAACUUGUUUCUGUGUGUGUCAGUCUGAGCUGGUGGCAGAGUUGUUCCAGCAGCAGGGAAAUGUGACUAAUGGAAGUGUUCGCUCAGGUAAAAGGGCCACCAGAGAACAUAAACUGACAGUGGGCUUCCAGUUCCGUCAGUCCUUACAGAUGCUCAUGGACACUCUCAACAGCACCACGCCUCACUAUGUCCGCUGCAUUAAGCCCAACGACCUCAAACAACCUUUUUUGUUUGACCCCAGGAGGACAGUCCAACAGCUGAGAGCCUGUGGGGUUCUGGAGACAAUUCGCAUCAGUGCUGCAGGUUAUCCAUCCAGAUGGACGUAUGAGGAGUUCUUCAGUAGGUACCGCCUUCUGCUUCGAGGUCCUCAGAACCAGGAGCAGGCCCAGGCCUUGUGCAGACAGGCCCUGCCUGAGCUCAUCCCAGACCAGGACCAGUACUGCUUUGGAAAGACCAAAGUAUUUUUUCGAGCCGGUCAGGUGGCUCUUCUGGAGAGGCUGAGAGCUGAGAGGCUGCGUGCUGCUGCUGAGAUCAUCCAGAGUCGAGUCAGAGGGUGGCUGGCACGAGUUAGAUACACCAGGAUCUGCUGGGCAACUGUCACCAUACAGAGAUACUGCAGAGGAGCUCUGGCCAGGCGGUUGGCUCUGACUCUGCGCUACUCCAAGGCUGCUUUAGUAAUCCAGAAGACCUACCGCAUGGUGGUGGUCAGGCAGUUGUUCCUCAUGAUCCGACAGGCUACUGUGACCAUCCAGGCCUUCACCAGAGGCGCACUGGCACGACGUAGAUACAGACUGGUGGUGGCGGAGCGUGCUGCUGUGUUACUCCAGGCGAGAGUGCGUGGAUGGUUGGCGAGGCAGGCGUACAAGCGAGUGCGUGCGGCGGUGGUGUUCAUGCAGUGCUGCUUGCGCCGCAGAGCAGCCAGGAGAGAGCUGUUGAAACUAAAGACUGAGGCCCGCUCAGUGGAGAGAUACAGAGAGCUCAACAAGGGCAUGGAAGUCAAACUGAUACAGCUGCAGCUGAAAGCAGACCAGGCGGGCAGGGAGAGUGCGGCUUUGAGAGACACCCUGCAUGCAGAGCGAGAGGCCGCCAGUGCCGAGCUGGAGGCUUUGAAGACAGUGAUACAGGAACUAGAGAGCGAAAAACUCGAGAAGCCUCAGCCCAUCCCCAUCAUCAGCGAGAUCGAGGCGGAGGAAAGGAGAAGAGCCGAGGAAAAGGCUGCCCAGGAGAUUCUUCAACUCAAACAAGAAUUGCAAGCCCUGCAGAGAGAAAAGGACAAUUUUUGCAGAGAGACAGAGGAUCUGUCUGCUCGCCUACUUGAACAAGGAAAAGCACAAGAAGAGUGUAUGCGUGAGGCUGUGUCUCAGGCGAGUGCAGCUCUGAGGGCAGAGUUGGAUGAGGAGAGAAGAAAGUAUCAGGGUCUCCUGAGAGAGUUCACCAGACUGGAGCAACGAUACGACAACCUCAGGGAGAUGAGUCUGCUCACUGAGCGCACCAAGGGCCACAGUAGGACAGACUCCACCCAGAGUCUCAGCUUGGAGCCUCCAUCCCCGACUCUGCUGUCACCCCAGUCCCUCACCCCGCUCUCCCUUUCACCCUUCUCCUCUGCCUUCCCUUCCCCGGAGGAGGUCCGCAAGGUCAGCGUGACAUCUCCCUCCUUCGAGAGGAGAAUCUGUGCGUGGAACUCUGAAUCACCAAUGGACCACCUGAUGGAGCAGAUGGAUGUGGCCAAAGAUCCGACAGUGAAGAUGAAAGGAGAGGACUUGGCACAUGCUUAUGAUGCUGUGCGAGUGGCCAACAAGUUUCUGGAGAGCCAGCUGCGAGGCCAACGCAGUCAGUGGGAGGAGGAGGUGGAGGCUCUGAGGCGGCGGCUUAGUGAAGUGAUCUCUGGCUCUUCAUCUGCUGCACAGCGACAGGAACUACUGGAGGCCAGAGAACAAGAGUGUGUCAGACUAAGGAGAGAAGUGAAGGAGCUUAAAAACAUAGUGUCACUGAGACGAGUCCUGACACAAGUUCACCCAUCAGCUUUCACCCCAGAGACGACCUCCUGUCCGUCGCGACCGACGCCAGCAACAGUCACUGGAUUACUGGAGUGUAGGAAGAGAGAUGAAAACAAGCUCAUCAAGAACGUCAUCACAGACAUCCGUGCUGACGGCGCCCUGUCUCUGCCUCCUGGUCUGUCUGCCAGCGUGCUCUUCCUGUGUGUUCGUCAGGCCGACUGCAGCGGAGACCAAACUCAAGCCCGCUCUCUCUGUAGCGCUGCUGUCACGGCUAUGAAGGCAGUUCUGAAGAAACAUAGUAACGAUGUAGAAAUGACAGCUCUGUGGCUGAAAAAUGCUUGCCUGUUUCACGAUCUGUUGACCCAGCACUCCCCAAAAAAGACCCUUGACUCAGAUGAACGGGUUCCACUGUCCACUGAUGUAAGUGACUUGAUCCGAGCCUUGAGUGACCUCUGUAUCCAGGCCUAUCAGCAGCUCCUCUCCAUCACAGAAAAACGUCUUCAGAACAUCAUAGUUCCUGCACUGUUGGAGAGUGAGACCAUCCCAGGCCUGUCUGGCUCUGCCAUAAAGUUGGCAACAUCCAGAAAGCGAGCAGGCUCAGACCCCAGACCCGCAGGAGGCGACACUCCCACUAUGGCGGCGGUGCUGAGGGAGCUGGGAGCCCUUCACGCAGCUCUGUCCCGUCAGGCUCUGCCCCCGUCACACAUGGAGCAGGCCUUCCACCAGCUCACCUACCUCAUCUCUGCCACUGCUCUCAACAGCCUGCUGCUGAGGAAAGACAUGUGCUGCUGGAGUCGCGGCAUGCAAAUACGCUAUAAUGUGAGCCUCCUGGAGGAGUGGCUGCGGAGCCGAGGCCUGCAGGCAGGGGGCGCAGUAGGCACACUGGAGCCCCUCAUCCAGGCAGUUCAGCUGCUGCAGGCGGGGAAAAAGACGGAGGCGGACGCACAGGCCCUUGUUCAGACCUGCACUGCCCUGUCCAGCCAGCAGAUUGUGAAGAUUCUGACCCUGUACACCCCCCACAGUGACCUUGAUGAACGAGUCACACUAAAUUUCAUCCGCACUAUCCAGGGGCUUCUCAAAGGCCGCUCUGACGGUCAGCCGCCGCACCUCCUAAUGGAUGUGAGACGAGUGUUUCCUGUCACAUUUCCCUACUCGCCUCCCCCCGUCCUCCAUGCUGAGCAGUUAGUCAUGCCAGACUCCCUCAAGAUCUCCUUUCUCCGCAGAGUUUAAAAAAUGAAACAGGAUGGCUCCUCGGUAGUGCCUCUUUGCAGCAAAUACAUGAAUGUUAUAGGUACAUGAAUGCCUCAGUACAGUUUGACAAAGGAAGAACGAAUCAAAGUGUUUUUUUGAUAUUUUAUUGGAAGCAGAAACACGAUGAGACUGCAGUCCCAGUAACCUCGACCCCCAAUAAGAACAACCAGAAUAAAAAAAACCCCAAAAAUUAGAAACAUCUCGUGUAUAAAAAAAUUCUCAUGCGAGUACUUUGUACCACUACACAUCAUCAGUAAUACAUAUUUAUAUAUUCACAAACAUUUGAAAAAUAGAAAACAAUAAUGAAAUAUCAAAAUAAAGGAGACGAAAAUUGGCAUCGAACAUCAAAUAAUUAUGCGUGCUGGCACAAUAUACAUUUUUUUUUUGUUUUUGUUUUAUUGUUCCUUUCAUGCACCCUUUCCGGAAGUACGGGACCGGCGUCUGUCUGUGUGGUCUGCUCAGCUAGACAGGACAGAUCAUGCAUGUCUGUUUGCUUUGUGUGUGCUUUUCAUUGUGCUUCUAACGUUUAUCCAGUCCAAUACCC